AUGCCGAUAGCUGACGAUAGUAAAUUAUUACCAGUUGUAGAAGAGCCAAACAAGGCGGAUAAUUACGUUGUGGAUACUGUUUCUAGUAGUAAGAAUGAUAUGAACAGUUAUGGCCGCGAGUCGAAUAAUGCUGCGGAUGAUGAGAGCACCAAUCGUGAUAUAAAUAACACGGGAUUAGCAAAGGAUAAGGAACCGGCAAAUCCAGAUACAAUUACCAAUCUUCAAAAUGAUUCCAAUAAGGAUCUGAAAUCUAAUGAAUCUGAUGUGGCCGAAGAGACACAAGAUGCGACAGGAGACGAGACCAACAUAUCAGCAGAUGAAAAACACCCCAACUCAGCCGACAACGUGGAUGAAACAAAUCGAAGUAGACACACGAGUUCCUCAACAUCACUGAAUGCAAUGAAUCGAGUGAGUCCAGAACCCCAACAGCACAACGAGAACAGUCAGGACACCCCCCAAAAUGGGCUCAACAUCAGUCAACAGAAUGACACUGUUGUUCAAAAUGGCUGUCAUGUUAACGAAGCUUAUGAAAAAGACGAUGUAGAGACUAUCAAUGGAGGUGACAAUGCAGGGCCACUCCCAGACAAGAAGAGCAUUGGAGCAGGCGUGGAGCCAAUGGGAGAGGAUGCUGCAGAAGCGAAGAGAAGACGGGAAAAGGAGCCGCUUAAGAUUUGUGUAUGGAUGGCUGAGCGUACCAACACGUUCUUUGGAGUCACGCUUUUAUUCCAACUCCUGUUCUUGGUUAUAACCGCCAUUUUGCUGAGAGCUGGAUACGAUAUCAUCAAUUUCCAACUUUCCCAACUCCCACUGACGCUGAUCGAUGAUGUAGACUAUCUUAGGGCCAAGGCUUGGAAUCAGAGAGACUCUUUACUCCCGUCACUUGUCGAACGCUCGUCUCAAUCAGAUGAGAAAAGUGAGCUGGUUGCUAACAGGACGGAGACUGGAGAAAUUAUAGAAAUGUAUUUCGAAAUUAUAGGAGGGAACGUUUUCACCAAAGAAAAUCUUCAAAGAAUAAACGAUACGGAGGAGCAUUUCCUCAAAAACCAGGAAUUCGUGGAUGGCUUUUGUAAAGUUAGUGCUACUGGAGAGUGUGUGAAAUCGUUCUCUAUUCUGAGAUACUUUGACGGCACAUACGCUAAUAUUGAUCCAAUAUUUGAUGAUCCAAAUUUCGACAAUGUCGUGAACGUCCUUCAUAAAGCCGCAACUUUAGAUCAGACGAAACAACAGUUUCAGAUUUUCCUUGGGAAAAACAGUGUUAUCAAUGGGACCACGAACACUGCUGUUUCAUCUAUCACACGAUCUUGGAUCUACGUCGGCUCUCCACUGCCUGGAUAUAACACUUCAACAGACAGAGAAGACGAGCAGGAAACACUAUUGAAAGAUUUCUUUAAGUUAACAUUUGGCCCAAUGUUUAAACAAUAUUCAAUCGAUGGAGUAGGUCCAAUGGAUUUCAUAUACAGCAGUUCGACUAUGUUGAGCAAUGGCAUAAGCACACAGGCAAUGAUGGAUAUGAUGCUUGUCAUGGCUAGCUUCGCCUUCAUCUUCAUCUUCAUGUGGAUACAGACAGGAUCACUGAUGAUCACCGGCCUGGCACUCUUCUCUAUAUUGACCAACUUUCUCAUGGCCAACCUCAUCUACCGUGUCGUCUUUGACUUCAAAUACUUCGGUACAUUCCACAUUUUGGCCAUGUUCAUCAUCCUCGGGAUCGGCGCUGAUGACAUCUUUGUGUUUUUUGAUACCUGGAGGAUCAGUGCCCAUUACGAAUACCCGAGCCUGGCUCAUAGAGUGUCUGACGUCUACAGGAAGGCUUCGGCUGCAAUGUUAUUCACCUCACUUACAACGGCUGUGGCCUUCUUUGUUGGAGCAGGGUCCCCUUUACUCUCCCUUAACUCAUUCGGUCUAUUCUCUGGUAUAUUAGUAAUAGUGAACUACAUCUCCGUGAUCUUGUUCUUUCCUUGUGUAGUGGUGAAGUAUCAUAAAGCAUGGGAAAACUGGUCCUGGUGGUGUUGUCGACCAUGCCUGAAAAAGACGCGAGGUAACGACACUGUGGAGAUGCAUAAUUCUGCGGUUGAAAGCCAGCAACCCACAGAUUUGAAGGACAAUAGCCAGAGAAAAAAUAUCGCCGUUAAAUUUUUCAGGGGACCAUAUUUCAAGUUUAUCACACACAAGGUCGUGAAGUGGGUUGUGUUCGUAUUCUUCCUGGGGAUGUCAGCAACAUUUAUCUAUUUCGCAACAACAAUACAAGUCAACGAGGAACAGAUUAAAUUUCUAAAGGAUACAUCAAAUUUUGGUAAAGUGUUUGACAGACGAGCAAACGCGUUCAAGCCAAGCAACCAAGACAGGGCGGUCAAAGUGUACAUUGCCUGGGGUCUGAAGAAUCAGGAUAUGAGUGGUUGCCACAAGACGGACACAAGUUGUGACGGUGUUAGUGUAUACGAUGAGACGUUUAAUCUGAACGACGCCGGCACUCAAGAAGCUUUGGCAGCGUUCUGCACAAAGAUGAAAACGCUUAGUGCUGCUGAAGCAGAAGAGCUAAAAAUCAGGAGAAAUAUCGUUACUAAUGAUCUUGAGGUUCAGUGUUUCAUAGAUGACAUGGAGGCGUUUUUAAAGGCUGAUGAGAAUGCGACGUACACCAUCCCACCGAGUACCACAAUGAACAAGUACAGUCCUUCUGUGAAUCUAGACAUGCCCUGGGUGAAGAGCAACGUAGAAGCGAUCAUGAACGCACCACCUAUGAACAAUAUGUUCUACAAUGCAUCUGCCCUACCAGCGUCAUACAGCAACUAUUUUGAGGUGGCGCUGAACUACUGGCUGCAACAUGGGUUCGACUACGCCAACAACAUGGGGACUGUGGUGAGCAAUCUCAGGAGUUACAGUUCUAUUUUGGGAGAGGAGGAGUUGGCAGGUGUCACACAAAGAGAGAAUGUCACAUUUGGGGGCUCAACUAUCAAAGGUCCGAAGUAUGGUACACGGUUGAGAUACGCUGCAAUAGUAGUCAACACAAGUAUGAACUUUGAUUCCCUUGGCUACCCUACAGAUCUACCCAUCAGAGAUGCAUGGGAGAAUUUCGUCACAAAGGAGAUCAGCGCGAUGCCAGAACCAUUGCAGGGAGGGUUCCAAUGUACGCCUACCCUUUUCACCGCGUGGCAUUGGCUCAAAGUACAGAAGAGUUUGACUAAUUCUGCCAUUAACGGCAUCAUCAUCGGAUUGUGCAUUGCGUUCCCCAUAUUGAUCAUAGCAACCAAGAAUGUCAUUGUUGGAUUCUUCGCAUUGUGUAGCAUCGCCAUGGUAACGACAUCCGUGGUAGGAGUUAUCCCAUUGGCUGGUUGGAAACUAGGGAUAUUGGAAUGCCUAAACCUUGUGUUGAUAGUCGGUCUUUCUGUGGAUUAUGUCGUGCAUCUAGCGGAGGGAUAUAGUCGGUCUCCACACAAGGAUCGCCUGGGAAGGGUCCACUCGAUGCUGGAAGAAGUCGGCGUCUCUGUACUCUCUGGUUCCAUCACAACGCUCGGGGCAUCCUUUUUCAUAUUACUAGCCGAGAUCUUGUUCUUUACCCAGUUUGGAAUUAUCAUGUUCUCAACUAUAGGAUUCUCAGUGAUGUAUGCCUUGGGAUUUUUCACUGUCUUGUUAGUGUUGCUUGGGCCUCAGAAUGAGUUUGGUUCUAUUAUGCCCUUAGCACGUAAACUUAAAUGCUGUAAGUGAGUACGUCAGGUGAUUGAAAUUUCUCAACAUCAUAUUUGUUAAGUUAGCAUAAAAGGAGGUAUUGUAUUUGAGAUUGUAAG
This is a messenger RNA of Owenia fusiformis, 3779 nucleotides long. The record is from the annotation of a GenBank genome assembly. NCBI's taxonomy places the organism in Eukaryota, Metazoa, Annelida, Polychaeta, Sabellida, Oweniidae.